Molecule: messenger RNA, 764 nt
Organism: Pecten maximus
Lineage: Eukaryota; Metazoa; Mollusca; Bivalvia; Pectinida; Pectinidae
Product: galactose-specific lectin nattectin-like
Exons: 4
Coding region: 1-690 (229 amino acids)
Source: RefSeq, a predicted model, not a curated record
AUGAUAUGGCAAUUUCAAUUUUACCUCUGUAAUAUCCAUAUUGCAGAAAAGGUGUAUCGACCUAAAAUAACAACAUUAGAAACAACAAUUUUGCUGGCUACAACAACUCCGACAACUGUAUCCACGACAACAAGUACCACGACAGCAAGUACAACAACUCCGACAACUGUAUCCACGACACCAAGUACCACGACAGCAAGUACCACGACAGCAAGUACCACCACAACAAGUACCACGACAGCAAGUACCACGAUAUCGACCACAACUAAAUUAUCAUGUUCUUCCUUCCACCCGGUUGCCUCCCUAGUUACUUUCUACAGGAAUUCGUGUCUCAGGUUUGUCAAAGGUGACAAGUCUUGGAACGCGGCUAACGCAGAGUGUAUGAAACAAGGAGGGGGCUUGUUACAAAUACACAGUCUACAGGAUCAGGAAUACGUUUUCGAAAAACUAAAAUCUCUCCACUGGAGUGACUCGGGAGUGUGGAUAGGAGCUUCAGAUGGUGACAGCGAGGGACGAUGGAAAUGGAGUAAUGGUUCGCCGCUUACUUACAGUCACUGGAGUAGCGGUGAAGGACCACAACACAACGCCACGAACGAAAAUUGUGCUAUAGUUAAUGCCGAUGAUGGGAUGUGGUAUGACUACAAUUGUGAGGAGGUUAUCUAUAAUCAGGCCUACAUAUGUCAAUACUGACAGCAGUAAGGGUGGAGAUGUGACGUAGUUAUCUCCCCUUUUAUCAAAUGUCGAACUGACUGUCUUUUUUUUUU